GUAUUUUUUAUUCUUCGCCCAAGAUCCGCCUGUAGGGGGACAGGCCCGACUCAAGCGUAGCAUUUUGCUGAGUGUGGCCCUGGCAAGUCGUCAGGUCUUUGACUGAAGCAGCUUGACAUCGGCAGCAAUGGCUUCUUCACUUGCAGUCUUCAUCGCCCUAGCGACAGCUGCCGCUGCCAAGGAAUGCAGUGAACACUUCGCUGAAGGAAAGGUGCCAGAUACAGAGGGCACAUUCUUGUGCAGGAAGAAAGGCAACAGAACGUUCUUCGCAACUGUCUACGACACGAAGAUCCGCUGCCCAAAGUUCUCAGCUUACCUCUUGAAGCCAGAAGAGCAGAAGCAUGACGCGUAUAAGUGCAAAGGCUUCACCCUCGACCCAGAUGUGCCGGCAGACCAGCAGGCGCACUCUAAAGACAAGGCAUUCGAUUCGAUGCAUGACAUCGGCCACUUAGCUCCCAGCAACGCCUUCACAUGGGAUCAGUCCGAUGAUGGCGCUUGGGCGCACACCUACUUGAUGACAAACGUUGCGCCGCAGGGCUCCUACUUCAAUGAGCACCCAUGGGCUUUCGUCGAGAAGCACACGCGGGAGUUCUGCGUUGCUCACAAUGUUGAGCUCUACGUCGUCACAGGUGUCAUUCAGGCGGAUCGUCCCACAAUGGUUGACGGCGAUGCCGUCCCAGAGUACUAUUACAAGGCUCUUUGCGAUGUGAAGAGCGGUCAGUCCGUUGCAUUCCUUGGCGAAAACACGGACUGCAAGGAAUGUGGCAUCACCAAGGAUGGCAAGUACAUUCUCAAUGCAGUUACUGAUGUGGAGAAGAAGGCUGGCUACUCCAUCUUCCCGUCAAGCUGUAACCCCACGAAAGUGGACGAGACGUUCUGGGACGUCUUCCAUCAGUCCAGUACCAUUAUGAUCUGAUGCAUGAGAUGUCUGUAUUAAUGGCUGGGAAGAGAUCGCGACAGUGAAGUCAGGCCUUGCAAACAUGCCAGCAGACAUGUUGUCAAAGACCGCCUCUCCGCAUGGCACCAUGCGGAGUUUUCUUACCAGCUGUUAUGCAGCGUUUUUGAUGCUUGCGCUGGUAGACGGCGAAUCUGGCGGACAAGACUUGUCACGCACACUUCAAUCUCAAUUUGAGUUUAAGUCGAUGUGCAUCAUGCGUCUUGAAGGAGACUCGUGUGCACUUGACAGUUCCCCUGGAUUCCGUUGUAUCUUCAGAUUCCAAUCAAAAGUUCGUGGUUAUUCGCGACUUUGUGCUUUAGAUUCGCUGCCAGCUCGCGUUCCUCCGUGGCGCCCCAGCUGAAUAUGCGUCUUCUCUUUUCCUGCCUCCCUCCGCUCUCCCUCUCUCUAUGCUUCCUCUUGUCCUCCUUCCUCCCUGGGCGAUUUUGGCAACCACGCUAUUUAUAGCUUGUCUCGCGCCUUGCUUUCGGAAGCAUCUUUCAAGGUCCACGCCGGCUUCACGCAGCCGCCUGUCGCGCCCGGUCGCCGAGACGAACAAACAUGACGGAUUUGGCCGGUUGGGCCUUCCGAAAUCUACGUCGUCUUGAGCAUGGGAUUCGUUGCGAUGCCGUGGAAAAAACCUGCCAGGGGGCACGGUGCCGGAUAGUGCGUGCAGUUUCGCGCGAGGGUGAAGAGCAUGUUCACGGCAUGUCACAUUAUUCUUCGCGUGAUUGAAGCUGUUGCGUAUGGUAGAACGAGGC
Messenger RNA from Prorocentrum cordatum, 1695 nucleotides. NCBI's taxonomy places the organism in Eukaryota, Dinophyceae, Prorocentrales, Prorocentraceae. The record is from the annotation of a GenBank genome assembly.